GAGAUAUGGGUUGGGGGCCGCACUGCAAGAGCCAAAGCAGAGACCAAGGAGGGGAGGCGGAGCAGGGGGUGAAAGAGAGCACACACACACACACACCCACACCCCAGUCCCGUGUCGUCCCCUCCAGCCCCUUUGUGCAGCGCAGGAUGCGAACGUGGUGCCUUUGGAGGCUGGCUGGAACUCAGGGGGCAGCAGGAAGACACCCCUGACCCCUUCUCGGCCAUCUCCUCCGUAUGGUGAAGGGAAAAGAGCCGCCAUGCAGCCAAUUCAAAGUGAGGUGUCCUUUGAAGAAGUGGCUGUCUAUUUCACUCAGCGGGAGUGGGCCCUGCUGCGCCCAGUCCAAAGAGCUCUGUACAAGGAAAUCAUGCUGGAGAAUUUUGGAAACAUGGCUUCUCUUGGACCUCUGCUGAUUACCAAACCUGACCUCAUCUCCUGGCUGGAAGAGGAAGAAGAGCUAUUUUGCCUGGGCUCUGGUCAACACAAUGGAUUGGCAGGCAGCAGCAGCAGAAGGACACCCUGGAUGCUUCCUCUACGGUUUCCUCCCUGUGGUGAAGGGACAAGAGCCACCAUGCAGCCAGCUCAGGGUGGUGUGUCCUUUGAAGAGGUUGCUGUGUAUUUCACCCAGGAGGAGUGGCCACUGCUGCAGCAGGACCAAAGACUGCUGUACAAGGACGUCAUGCUGGAGAAUUUUGGGAACGUGGCCUCUCUGGGACUUCAGAUUGCCAGACCAGGUCUUAUAUCCCAACUGGAAGAAGGGGAAGAGCUGUUUCUCCUGGGCUCUGAGGAAGAUGAGAGACUGGCAGGUAGCUGCUCAGGAGGAGCUCUGUGGGACACAGAGAAGGAAACAAAAGAACCCCCAGUGAUGGAGAGAAAGGAUAUAACUUCAGAUGUGAAAAAGAAGUUUGAACAUUUGGAUGAGCCAAGGAAAUACUCAGCUGAAGGGAGGAAUAAUUCUAGCCUUUUCCACAGGGGUAGCUCUGUACUGCAGAAAACCUCCCAGGGAAACAAGAAGAAAGAGAUCACUGUAAGCAGGGAAACUCAGAAAUCAAUUAUUAAUAUUCAACGAAACACCUCUGACACAAAGAAGCGAUAUAAGUGCGAGGAGUGUGGAAAAGGCUUUGGGCGGAAAGACAGACUAAGUUCCCAUCAAAGAAUUCACACAGGGGAGAAACCAUAUUCAUGUCUGAAGUGUGAGAAAACAUUUAAACGGAAAUAUGCUUUAACUUCCCAUCAAACAGUCCACACAGGGGAGAAACUACAUAAAUGUUUGGUGUGCUGUAAAAGCUUCAGUUACAGUUCAUACCUUAGUCUCCAUAAAAGAGUUCACACUGGGAAAAAACCAUAUAAAUGCCUGGAGUGUGGAAAAAGCUUUCGUAAUAGUGGGAACCUUACUUCCCAUCAAAGAAUUCACACUGGGGAGAAGCCAUAUAAAUGUCUGGAGUGUGGGAAAAGCUUUCAUCGGAGUGAUAGCCUCACAGUGCACCACAGAGUUCACAGAGGGGAGAAACCCCACAAAUGCCUGGAGUGUGGGAAAAGCUUCAAAUUGAGUGAAGGGCUUAUUUCUCACCAAAGAAUUCACACAGGGGAACAGCCAUAUCAGUGCCUGGAAUGUGGGAAACGUUUUCAUGCCAGAGGAUCACUAAUAUACCAUCAACAAACUCAUACGGAGGAAAAACCAUAUAAAUGUUUAGAGUGUGGGAAAGGUUUCAUUGUUCACAGAAGCCUUGUUGUUCAUCAAAGGAUUCAUACAGGAGAGAAACCAUAUAAAUGCCUGGUGUGUGGAAAGAGCUUCAGUGAGCGUAGAACGCUUGCUGCUCACCAAAGGAUUCACACAGGGGAGAAACCAUAUAAAUGUCUGGAGUGUGGAAAAAGCUUCCGUGAUCGUAGAUACCUUAGUCAGCAUAAAAGAAUUCACCCAGGGGAGGAAUCAUAUAAGUGCCUGCAGUGUGGGAAAAGCUUCAGUAAUAGUGGAAGCCUUGCUUCUCAUCGAAGAAGUCACUCAGGGGAGGAACCAUUUAAAUGCUUGGAGUGCGGGAAGAGUUUCAGUCGGAGGCGCGACCUUACUUGCCAUGAAAUGAUUCACACAGGGGAGAAACCAUAUAAAUGCCUGGAGUGUGGAAAAAGCUUCCGGUGGAGUAGCCAGUUUAUAUCCCAUCAAAGAAUUCACACAGGAGAGGAACCACAUAAAUGCUUGCAGUGUGGGAAAAGUUUCCAUGACAGAGGAUCACUAAUUUCCCAUCAAAGAAUUCACACAGGGGAGAAACCAUAUAAAUGCCUGGAAUGCGGGAAAAGCUUCUGUCAGAGAGGAGCACUAAUUUCCCAUCAAAGAAUUCACACAGGGGAGAAACCAUAUAAAUGCCUGGAGUGUGGGAAAAGCUUCAGUAAUAGUGGAAACCUUGCUUCUCAUCGAAGAAGUCACUCAGGGGAGGAACCAUUUAAAUGCUUGGAGUGCGGGAAGAGUUUCAGUCGGAGGGACAGCCUUACUUGCCAUGAAAUGAUUCACACAGGGGAGAAACCAUAUAAAUGCCUGGAGUGUGGGAAAAGCUUCAGGUGGAGUAGCCAGUUUAAAUCCCAUCAAAGAAUUCACACAGGAGAGGAAUCACAUAAAUGCUUGCAGUGUGGGAAAAGUUUCCAUGACAGAGGAUCACUAAUUUCCCAUCAAAAAAUUCACACAGGGGAUAAACCAUAUAAAUGCCUGGAGUGUGGGAAAAGCUUCAGGUGGAGUAAGCAGCUUGCCUCCCACCAAAUAACUCACCGAGGGGAGGAAUCGUAGAAAAGCCUGUAAUGUGGGAAAUGCUUCUGUGACAAAGGAGCACUAAGUUACCAUCGAAGAACUCACGAAGGGGAGAAACAGUGUAAAUUCCUGGAAUGUGGAAAAAAUGCCAGUUAGCAUGAAAGUCUUACUUCCCAUCAAAGAAGUCACAUGGAAGAAACCGUAGAACUGUUUGGUGUGAUAUAAAGAAAUUAUCUGGCUUACAGAAUUAGCAAGCAAUUCAGUAACUCACUUGAAAAUAUAUAUUUCAGUACAAUUUCAUAAAAUGCUUUAGAGAAUAAAAGACAACAUGUUAGUCCAGGGGUCUGCAAGUUUUUGGUCCUGCAGGUGCAUUUGGAACUCUGCCACAGCAUGGUGGACACCACCACAAAAUGACUUCUGAAGAUGGGGGAUCCAGCAACAAAAUGAUUGCCACAACUUAACUUCAGUAACACAAUGUAGGUCUUUGUGCUGAAGUGGCAGCUGCUGCCAAAACAAUAUCUUAAAAUCCACAUAGCCAAUGAAAUCUGAAGUAGUUAAUGAGAAGCAAAGAUGGACUAGAAAGGCACCUGGAUUGCACAAUUGGGGCCCCAAGGUACAUCCCUAUGUGGGGCGAAGCAAGGGAGCAGCUCGCCUUGGACAGCUGAUGUUUUGUUUCUAGAAUCCUCACAAGGGGAAUGUCAUACCCCCAGAGACACCCUUGCCAUUUUCUUUAUUUAAGCCUCAGUUGUACCCUGUGUUUAGUUUUGUACAGUAUUCUGUGGAUGGGAACCUUAGUUGGACCCUGUCCCUUUAAGAAGCCCCCUAUAGGCAAGAGCACAGUCCCUUUUUACAGUCUUUAGUUUUCAGGUGUCUGGGGAAGGCUGGAGACAGCAAUAUCUCAGACGUAUAAGGUGUUAGAGAUCCAUAGAACUCAGAGUAAGCAAGUUCAACAGGAUUGCAGAAAACAGAGUCCAAAUAGAGGACAUUCGGAGAACUCAGAAGCAGCAGCAAGCAGAACAGACUUCCUCAGAAGCAGUUAAGAAAGAAUUUGUGUCUGCAAGCUCUUCAAUAAUUUCUAAUGGUUUCCAGCACUGCAAGUAUUCUUUGUUAGAUAGACUUCAUGGGAGGAGUCAAGAGUCCUAAAUUUUCAAUAUUAUUAAACUGUUUUUUGAACUGUUACUCAUUAGUCUGUGGGUCUUACACUCUGUUCCAGCCAAGUACAAGGCACCUGAUAAUAGAUUGCUUGGGGAGCAGAACAGGGGAACAGGCUGCCCAAACAUCCAUCAUUUGUGCUGACGGGCCUCUUCACAACCUCUGCAUACCACACUCAAAGGGCCUGUGAAUGGCAGUAACGCCCUCCCACACCCAAAAGCCCCUGUGGAGAAAUUGCCAUGUCACUUUAAAUUUCUCCAAUUUUUAGCUGCUUUGGCUAGAUGUAAGAGCCCCAGCUGUAAAUUAUGUUCUUUCUGACUCUAAUGACUUUGUUAAAUUAACACCUGUUUGCAACAAUGAUUUUGCCAAGCUGACUCAGCAAAUCUCUAUGGAAGAAUUAUUGGUCCAUUUACGCCAGCUGACCAAUCAUUUUCCAUAUAAUUGCCUUUCAGUACUUUGUUUAGCACUCUCGCUAUCUCUAGAUAUCUUUCUUCAUUCUAGCUAUUGCUAUGUGAGAAAACUCUGCCUGUUAUCUUGAGUAAUUGUGUAUGUUGUUAAUCUCUGCCAGUUGAUUUAACUGUGUUUAGUCUCUGCUUAUAUUUGUCUGUAAAGUUACACUACCGGAUUGUUUUAAAGUUAUAUUGUUUUAACUUUUUGCCUUAUGCAUCUUUUUGUUUAUUGAACAGGUGAAGACCUCAAUAAACCUCAAAAACAUUUUUUAUUUGAAA
Messenger RNA from Sphaerodactylus townsendi, 4614 nucleotides. Its product is annotated as zinc finger protein 420-like. Bases 257 to 2773 code for a protein of 838 amino acids. Gene Ontology annotation, molecular function: DNA-binding transcription factor activity, RNA polymerase II-specific; RNA polymerase II cis-regulatory region sequence-specific DNA binding. Gene Ontology annotation, biological process: regulation of transcription by RNA polymerase II. The record is from RefSeq and is a predicted model, not a curated record. Lineage: Eukaryota; Metazoa; Chordata; Lepidosauria; Squamata; Sphaerodactylidae. The transcript has 8 exons.